AUGGGCCAUCCUGCCUUUGACUCCAAGCCACACUCCCAAGGAUACGUUUCCGCAGGCUCCGACACCCGGAAGUCAUCCUCCAGCGGUGGGAAGAAGCGCGCCUCCCGCGCAGGAACCAGGAGCGUGACUACCUUGUCCGCUGCUCAGCUGGAGCGUAAGCGUGCCAAUGAUCGGGAAGCCCAGCGAGCCAUUCGCCAAAGGACCAAGGACCACAUUGACCACUUGGAACGUAGUAUGAAUGACCUCCGUGGUACCCAGGAAGCCCAUGAAAAGAUUGCACACAUCGCCCAACAACGGAAUCGUGAACUGGAAGACGAGAACGCCUACUUGCGAAGCAAGCUUCAAGAGGCCGGCGUUCCUGUCAACCUUCCACCACCUUCUGAAGGUGAGUCAGUGGCAGAGAUGAACAGCAGAACAAAUGUACUGACUUUAUGA
This is a messenger RNA of Zymoseptoria tritici IPO323, 435 nucleotides long. RefSeq lists its product as uncharacterized. Lineage: Eukaryota; Fungi; Ascomycota; Dothideomycetes; Mycosphaerellales; Mycosphaerellaceae. Gene Ontology annotation, molecular function: DNA-binding transcription factor activity. Gene Ontology annotation, biological process: regulation of DNA-templated transcription. The coding region runs from base 1 to 435 and encodes 144 amino acids. The record is from RefSeq and is a predicted model, not a curated record. The transcript has a single exon.